AUGCCCGAGGAGCGACCCAGGCUCAAGAAGCCCGCCAACACGGCGUUCAAACAGCAGCGAUUGAAGGCAUGGCAGCCCAUCCUCACCCCCAAGACCGUGCUUCCAGCCUACUUCAUCAUCGGUGCAAUCUUUAUUCCGAUCGGCAUCGCCCUCUAUAUCGUGAGCGACCAGGUCAACCAGGUCGUCUUUGACUACACCAACUGUGAUCAAGGCGUUGCCAACGGCGGCGCAAGCCAAGUGGCCUUGAGCCCGCCGCUCAACACCAUCGACAACCCCAUCAUCGCCUGGGUCUACAACGCCACCACCAACCAGUGCACCAUUCAGUUCAAGAUCAGCCAGACUUUUUCCCAGCCCGUGUUCAUGUACUAUCGCCUCACCAACUUUUACCAGAACCACCGCCGAUACGUCAAGUCCUUUGACUCCAGCCAACUGCAGGGGAGCCAGAUGACAGUCUCGCAGCUUAGCUCAAACUGUGCUCCCCUCCUCGACGCCUCGGGGGUGUGGGCGCCGGGUGCCCAGUACUAUCCUUGCGGCCUGAUCGCCAAUUCAUUCUUCUCUGACAACAUCUCCAACCUCACCUGCGUCAACGUCACCGGAGUAUGUUCCAACGGCGUCGUGCUCGAUUCCACCAGGAACGUGUACGGCUUUACCGAGCAGGGCAUCGCUUGGCCCUCCGACGCCCAAAAGUAUGGCCUGACGGCCUGGGCCUCGGCCACUGAUGCCGUGAUCAAUGCCACGCUCGUCCCGCCGCCCAUGUGGCAGCUGCGAUAUCCAAAGUGGGCCAACGGAUACAACUCGACCAAUCUCCCGCAUCUCGGCAAGAUGGAGCGGUUCCAGGUCUGGAUGAGGACCGCGGGGCUGCCGACGUUCAGGAAGAUCUGGGGAAGGAACAUCUCGAGCGACCUCCCUCCUGGCAUCUGGCAGGUCACGAUUGACAUGGAAUACAACGUCGCCACCUUCAGCGGCACCAAGUCGAUUGUCAUCUCGACCGUCUCUGUCAUGGGUGGCAAGAACCCGUUCCUCGGCGUCGCCUACAUCUUUGUCGGAUGCGUCUGCUGGAUCCUUGGCAUCGGCUUCCUGGCCCGCCACAUGAUCAAGCCCAGGAAGCUCGGCGACCACACCUAUUUGUCGUGGAACCAGCCGGCAAAGAAGGGACAGGAGGGCGUCGAGCGCGCCGGCCUCAUGGGCAACCAGCAAAAGUAGAGACACUGGCGCAAUGGGAUCUGUGUGCUCUUGAGCGUCGGUGAUGCGACCAAGAGUAUGUCUGGGUCGGCAAGUGGCGGUGCGGCGAUCCAUGCAGACCGAAUAGAGCCU
Molecule: messenger RNA, 1314 nt
Organism: Polychytrium aggregatum
Lineage: Eukaryota; Fungi; Chytridiomycota; Chytridiomycetes; Polychytriales
Product: CDC50/LEM3 family
Exons: 6
Coding region: 1-1203 (400 amino acids)
Cellular component (GO): Golgi apparatus; endoplasmic reticulum; plasma membrane
Source: RefSeq, a predicted model, not a curated record